AAAAACGGAGGAGGAAACCAGGGAACAAACAGAAACCAACUGAUGCAGAUGCUAAGAACAACACAGGGAGAAAAUCAAGCAUACGAGAAAUAGGGAAAGUUUCUGUUAAGCAAAGAUACGGUACUGUAAAUUUGGACUUCACCCUUCUAGCUUUCCUCUGGACCAGGAUGUUGGCUUUAACAUUUCUUUAUUACUUCAGUUUUCCUUCUUGGGUUUCUACCUCUUCCAUUCAGAAACUGGAUCCAAAGGGAAAAAAUGUCUGCCAGUCACCCAGUGUCUCAAUGGCUCCAUUUUGCUGCUCAGGCUGGAAACAGCAAGGAACUGAAUGCACCAUCCCCAUUUGUGAAGGUGAGAAUGCCUGCAAGAACAAUGAACUGUGUGUGGCUCCAGGAUUCUGCCGUUGUAAACAUGGAUUUUUUGGCGCAAACUGCAUAACACAUUGUCCUAACCAGUACUGGGGACCUGACUGUAAAAACAUGUGUGAAUGUUACCCAACUGGAAAGUGUAACCCUGUCACAGGAGUGUGCACCUGCAUGGCAAACUACUGGGGCACAAACUGCAAAAAUCAUUGUCAGUGUGGAGCACAUGGUCAUUGCAAUCAACAGAAUGGAACCUGUCAAUGUCAACCUGGCUGGUGGGGAUCCAAAUGUCAGAAUCAGUGUUUAUGCAACAUGCCCACUUCCAGAUGUGAUCCUGAUACUGGGCAUUGCCACUGUAGAACAGGAUAUUGGGGCAAGCGGUGUGCCAUUUCAUGUACCUGUCACAUUUCCCCUUGUGACCAGAACACAGGAAGGUGUGAAUGUAAAGAGGGCUGGUGGGGAAGGUACUGCAACCAGACAUGCCACUGUCAGUAUGGGAAAUGCAAUAAAGUUUCUGGGACAUGUGAUUGUAACCCUGGUUUUCAGGGUAUCGCUUGCAAUGAACAGUGCCUGAGUGGUUAUUAUGGGAAACAGUGCAAGCUAAGGUGUGGCCACUGCAAGAAUAAACAGAGCUGUUCCCCAUUGAAUGGAUCCUGUCAUGACUGUGAUCCCGGCUGGAAUGGUACCCUUUGUAACCAGCCCUGUUCGCAAGGGUUCUUUGGAGUGAGUUGUAAUGAUAGCUGCUCUUCUUGUCUGAAUGGAGAGACAUGUAACCCAGUGACAGGGGAAUGUCACGCCUGUGAGCCAGGCUGGUCUGCACCAAGAUGUGACUCUCAUUGUUCUCCUGGAACAUUUGGAUCUGGUUGCCAGCAUAGCUGUUCAGAGUGCUGCCGUGGAAACUGUCAUCAUAUCAGUGGAGAGUGUAUCUGUCAGCCUGGCCUUUGGGGAAAUUGCUGCAAUAUGACCUGUCCUGAGGGAAAAUAUGGUGUGAACUGUUCUUCAGACUGCCAGUGUUUCAGGAGUUCUUGCAAUCCUAAGUCUGGAAUAUGUGAAUACAGUCUGGGUGGUCUCCUUGCAGGGAUUCUUUUUCUCUUGCUGCUGAUUCUGCUGGUGUGUAUCAUUUGCUGCUGUUGUGGAGUGAGCCAGUCAGACACUAAGGACAGGGUUGCAGUUGGAGAUGGCAGUCCAAUGGCAAAGAUGAAAAACCAUGUCCAGGGUGUAAUAGCAACUCUUGCAUCCAAGAUGCCUUGUUUACCUUUGUGGACAUCCAAGCUACCUCUGGUCACAGUUUCACAUCAUGAUGCUGAAUUGAACUUCAACCAUAGCUUCAUCGAGCCUCCCUCUACUGGUUGGGCAUCUGAUGGCUCCUUCUCUUCAUUUGAAUCUGAUGAAGCAGGACCAGUGUAUUGUGUACCACCACAGGAAGGUGUUUUGAGAGUCACAGGAGGGGAAUUUCAGGAAAACAGCUCAAAAUGUAAUAUGUUCCCAGAUAUAGCCUCAUUCAACAGUGAUGAUGUUUCUGAGCCAUUUCCUAUCCCUCGGACAUCUAGCAUGGCUAAAGCAAAGAGGCCUUCAGUUUCCUUUGCAGAAGGAACCAAAUUUGGCCCAGAGGUGUGUCAGACAACUGAAACUCCAAAUGCCUCUCGGAAAUCUAAGACCUCUUGGGCACUCUCCAAACUCUCCAGCAUCCAAUUAGCAUCUACACCUGGAGAGGAACCCCAUAUGUCCAGCCAGUUAUAUGAAUGCAAUGAGAUAGCAGAAACAAGUCAAGAAGAGGAGACUCUUACUGGCAAACUUCCACUCAAAGAAACAUCUGCAGGUCGUAGACGGACCAUAUCUAAUGCCAAAAAAGUUCUCCCACAUUCACUGAAGACAGAUGAUUCCACUCAGGUAGCUGCACCAAAGGGAAAUGCAAAUGAGAAAAAAAUAUCAACAGUAUAUGUAACAGUAGGGAAAACUCGAAGGACUUCUUUACCUGGCCUAGGCCCUGAAGGAUGUUCUGAUGGAAGAGUUCAAGCUGCCCUUAAACGCUUAGGAAGCCUACAGAAAAUCAUGUUAAAUCCUAAGGAAGAGUUAAAACAGAGGCCUCAUACAGAAACCAUCUCUAAGCCACCUAGAAGGUCUCUAAUCCUAGAGAAAACUUUUAAAAGAAACAGCCUGGAGGUACCAACCUUAGCUGCAGAAAGUUGGAGGAAGUCCAACUUGAAUUCGAAAUCCUCCCGUUUAUCUCCUAAUGUCACGUCUGUUAUUGCCAAAUUACAGGAAGCUUCCAGUGGUAAUUCAGGGAAGAAAUCUCUUGGUCCCUCUGCAUCUAUCUUACGGAAAAAUAUAACCAGAACCGAUGCUAUGGUUGAAGAACCCAGGGAGGAGGAAAACAAGUUAGAACAGAGUCCUGAGAAAGCCAGUAGAGCUCCUCAAGAAUCCAUGCAAAAUGAAAACGUGAAUGAAAGAGACACUGAAAAUAUCAGACAGACUUGCAAAGAAAGGGUGGAGGGCAAAGUGGAUCAAGAGAAACAGGAAGAGAGGAACUAUGAAAAUGUAGAAUUUACUAAAACUAGCAAUGAGCCUAGUCUAAUUUAUGAAGCAGUUAGCUACUGCAGAGAAACUGGCAACACUCCACCUAAAAUGGACUCACUCCACCUAAAACUGACUCACACAAAUGACAUCUUCUGCAGAUGAAAGGAGCAAUUGUUAUUAAAAACUGUAAGAAAAGAUCUCUCCUUCUGUCAUAUAAAACAGAAACAUUCAGUGCAUUGCACUUAACAUCUACAUAAAUGCAAAGCUGGCAGGUUGUGGACUUUUGAAAUGCUGUCAGUAUCUGUCACCCAAAAUAUAAUGAGGGAAGUCAUCAGCUUUCUUGCUCUUCACCAAGGGUAACAACUUCCUGAAAACUGUGAAUAUCCCUGACUCUUUGUUAAGGACCAAGGGCUGGAAAAGUCAGUGGCUUAAACAGGAUGCAGAUCACAUGAAAUAAAACUAUUUGCUGAAAACAGGAGAUUCAAUGACAGAAUAUAUCUGAUGUCUCAAUAACAUGGCCUCUGCUGGCCUCAAGGGUAUCGUACUGAUUUAAAAAAAAGGCUUGUUUACUCUCAAGGGAAAAACAGAGUAGGAUUUAUUCAAUAUGUGGCCCUCAUGGUUUCUAAAGUUUAAUGUAAUUUGUACAUCUGCAUACUUCUUGUAAUUUUUAAAAAUUUGUUAUUACCUAACUGUCUUCUUUCUGGCCAGACAAAUUAUGUUUAUUCAUUCUUUACAUACGUCAUCCCACUGACAGUGCAACUAUUUUUAGUGAAACAGAUAUCUUAAGGACUUUGUGCCUUUGGGGUGUAUAACACCAGAAGUUAGCAGGCACAUUCUGUAUUUGAGGAAGAUUACUCUCAUUGAAUUAAACUUUUAUAUGAACAUUACUGGAUAUGUACAAACAUAUUAGCUGUUGCUUUAUGAGAUGGACUCUGGCAGCUGUUACUUUCUGAAUGAUGGAAACCUGUACAUAUGUAGUGUGGGAUAAUAUCUGUGUUUCUUUUCCAUAGAGAAAACACAAUAAAGUUUAACUUGUUUACAACAAAGAAAUAUUCCUGAAAAUUAGAAUUUAUGUUUCCUGGGUAGGUAU
Molecule: messenger RNA, 3966 nt
Organism: Protopterus annectens (West African lungfish)
Lineage: Eukaryota; Metazoa; Chordata; Ceratodontiformes; Protopteridae
Gene: SCARF1
Product: scavenger receptor class F member 1
Exons: 11
Coding region: 168-3038 (956 amino acids)
Molecular function (GO): scavenger receptor activity
Source: RefSeq, a predicted model, not a curated record